Molecule: messenger RNA, 954 nt
Organism: Lymnaea stagnalis (great pond snail)
Lineage: Eukaryota; Metazoa; Mollusca; Gastropoda; Lymnaeidae
Source: the annotation of a GenBank genome assembly
GAAACAUUUGACUUUGACAAUAGUUUCUUCCCAGUAGAACUUGUGAUGUCAAACGAAGAAAAACAGAUUUUUACCGCAGAAAAUUGCAGUGAGAAGUCCAUGGAGAUUGAGGGCUUUCAAAUUAAAGUCGCUGAAAGCUUUCCACCGUCGUUUGUCAUUCACCAUCAAAAGCCAAACAAUGGUGAUAAAGAAAUGGAAUCCUACAUCAUUGGAAGAAAACUUGAUAUCAAAUCAUCUUCUUGGUUAAUUUCUGUACAGGGAGAUAAUUGCCAAAAGUUGAGGGAAAGAAUGAUUGCAGCAGUAAAAAGAGGCUGGAGUGAUUUCCCUUGUUUAUCCGAUCUGAUUCACAUUGUUCUGGAAAUAGAAAGGGACAAAAUCUGUAGUGACUUUGAUGUAUGUUCAAAAUGUUCUAUUUCUCAGGAUUCAGAUACAGAUGCCUUAUGGGAACUGUUGCCAAAAAGACCUAAUGUCAUCAUUUGCUCUGCCGACAAAGCUUAUUCAUAUUUACAGAAACAUCACCAUCAUAAGAAACUACAGGAACAUAACCAUCAUAUGAAUCAAGAGGGACAUCACCAUCAUAUGAAUGAAGAAGAACAUCACCAUUAUAUAAAUGAAUCAUUUGAAGAAUUCGAGGUCACGUAUCAACCAUCACAAAAUGAUGUCGAUAAAAGGACAUUUGAAUGCAACGUCUGCUACUUGCACUGUGACAUUUCUAUAAAUAGUUUAAUGCUUCCAUCUUGUCGUCACAUGUUUUGUUUGUCCUGUUGGAGACGUCAUCUCCAUCACAGUAUCGGACGCGGCGCCACACUUCUCACGUGUAUGGGGGCUCAGUGUACCACGCGUGUUGACGUCACCACAGCCAUGACGAUAUUACCAAACACACGCAUCAAACAAUGGCUGACAAACGUCAGGGAUAAAUACCUCCAAGUGAAUCCUUUCUGUGCCUGGUGUCCA